Messenger RNA from Chanos chanos (milkfish), 2011 nucleotides. RefSeq names its product translin (gene tsn). Gene Ontology annotation, molecular function: single-stranded DNA binding; RNA binding; sequence-specific DNA binding. Bases 124 to 807 code for a protein of 227 amino acids. Lineage: Eukaryota; Metazoa; Chordata; Actinopteri; Gonorynchiformes; Chanidae. The transcript is spliced from 6 exons. Gene Ontology annotation, biological process: RNA metabolic process. The record is from RefSeq and is a predicted model, not a curated record.
UAUCCUAGCACAUUGGUAGCCUGUUUUUAAAGACAUAGGCUAUCCGCAUUGUAAUUCGCACGCAAACAUUAGAUAACUAUUUACAACACUACGCACCAUAGAAUCAUAUGAUACCAACAGAAGAUGUCAGUCACGGAGAUGUUCAGCUACAUUCAGGGGUUUUUGAGCGCAGAUCAAGACAUUCGAGAGGAUAUUAGGAAAGUUGUCCAAGUGCUUGAGCAGACAGCGAGGGAGAUUCUGACUGUUCUCCAAAGCGUGCAUCAACCGAGUGGUUUCAAAGAUAUUCCAAGCAAAUGUCUUCGGGCCCGAGAACUGUUUUGCACAGUAAGAACUCAAAUCGGAGAGCUGAAAACAAAGUUUCCAGUGGAACAGUACUACCGGUUUCAUGAACACUGGAGAUUUGUUCUUCAGCGGCUUGCCUUCCUUGCAGCGUUUGUCGUCUACUUGGAGAGUGAAUCCUUGGUGACCCGUGAGGAGGUGGCUAAAAUCUUAGGAAUUGAAAUUGACAGAGAGAAAGGCUUUCAUCUGGACGUUGAAGACUAUUUAGCGGGUGUUCUGAUCAUGGCCAGUGAGCUGUCCAGACUGGCCGUCAACAGUGUGACAGCAGGGGACUACAGCCGUCCUCUGCGCAUCUCCAACUUCAUUAAUGAACUGGACUCAGGCUUUCGCCUGCUCAACCUCAAGAACGAUCCGCUCCGCAAACGCUACGACGGCCUCAAGUACGACGUCAAAAAGAUUGAAGAGGUGGUAUACGAUCUCUCCAUCCGUGGACUGGCUAAGGAGCAGGAGGCCGGUGGAGAUAAGUAGAGCCAGAUGGGGGGGGGGCCAGGGGGGAGCGGAGGCCAUGAGGGUGCUGUCCUGGCUGGGACUCUCCAUGUCUGGUACAGUGCAAGCUCAACCUGCUAUAUGUUAGCAGGAAAAAGCAAAGUAUGGAGAUAUCAGAUCUCCAGCAGCCUUGGACAUUGGCAUAUUUGUAGAGCCGCCUGUCCUCCACACUGGAAGGCUGUUUGAAGUCCACUGUUUAAUGAGGAGACGUUCAGUAUUUCGUUGAGAAAACGUUUAUUCAUGUACAGAUGCAUUGACUCUGCCUGUUGUUAUAUUUGAUUGGUUAUGCUCUUUUACUGUUUCUGCAUUGUUUUGUUUUGUUUUGUUUUUUUAUACUGGUCAUCGUAUUUGAGAAACAUCAAUGUAUAGCCAAACGCGGAGGAGCAAAGAGGAUCAAGAUAACAGGUCAUGUUGUUUUGUGUUAGUUGUUAGAGCGUGAUAUGAUGCAUCUGUGAAGGAAACUUGAAGAAAUAAAAUUUUGUCAUGGAUUUUGAGGAAUCUUAUAUGUUCUGGAGGGUCAGGUUAUCUGUUUCUGUCUGAUGGAAUUAUGUCUAUUAAAACCUUUCCCUGAGAAUGAAAUCUGCUAACAUUGGGGAUGUGUUUAGUUAAUCAUCCAAAUAAUUACAAAAGCGUUCAGGAUUUUUUGUUCUGUUUUAAGAAAUCAAAAAAAAAAAAUCUUGCUACACAUUGAGAAAUUUAUGCAAAGCGUGGUUUGUUCCAGUUACUGCAGAAAGAGGGCACCAAAGAAAUGGCUUGCAAGUCGUGGUUGUGCUAUUCAUACAACCUGCUUCCGAUUCACUUUAAACAAAACAAAGCAGUAUUUCCAUUGUGACAAAGUUGAGCAUCUGUAAGCACCUUCAGUUAGUUUCUACUCUUUCAUUUUCUGGCAAAACUCUGUGCCAAUUCAGCUGUUUUGUUUAUGGAUGUAUAGCUUGCCUUUGAAUUCUUGGUGACAUGGAUGUUCGCUGCUUUGCCCUUGGGUGUGUUGUCCUUCUCUGUGCGUAUGCAUUUGUUUUUUAAGUCUUAAUUGUGAUCAGAAUAUUUGUCACAAAGCAUUUGUCUUAAUAUGCUUAAAGCAAUCCUCCAACCUCCAUCCAUAAAUGUAAGCAAUAAAAAUAACAUCUUUUACUACUAUUGCAGCUUACCCCUUGUUUACUGGAAUUCAAUAAAGAGAGACCUUACUGUU